This is a messenger RNA of Cyclocybe aegerita, 1098 nucleotides long. NCBI's taxonomy places the organism in Eukaryota, Fungi, Basidiomycota, Agaricomycetes, Agaricales, Hemipholiotaceae. The record is from the annotation of a GenBank genome assembly.
AUGGACACUCCUACAACCCAACGACUAGCGUCCCAAGUGGGCGGGCAUGCCGGUGUAAUGACAACUGAAGAUGGAUCGCUGCUAAUCAAACCUGCUCUGCCCCGCGAGCUUCACUUUUAUCAAGCCCUGCAACAAGACCCUGCCCUCGAGGUACUGCGCGAGUUUACACCCAAAUUUCUCGGAACCCUCAAGCUAGAGGGCAAGGUCGAUCCAGCAAAGACCGAUAAUCUCGCAGAAGCGGUCCUUGAGCCGGCAGGUGCUGAGAAAGAUAUGUAUUCAGUGAAAUCCCUCAGAGAUCGAGCGGCUGAUCAUUGCGUCCGAUAUCUACAAUCUCUAGUGCUGGAGAACCUAAGUUUCUCGUUCUUAAAGCCUAACAUCCUUGACGUCAAACUGGGAACUGUCUUGUACGAUGAAACUGCGCCGCCAGAGAAAGUCGCGCGAAUGGAAAAAGCUGCUCGGGAUACCACAUCAUUCGAAAAGGGUAUACGAUUGACUGGGUUCCAAGUGAGUCUGCCUAUUCGCGCCUAUUUCAUCUCGAACCCGAGCCUAAGGCCCAUCGCUUCCCAGGUUUACGAUAAUAUCACAUCUCAGCCCGUUAAUACACCCAAGGCCUAUGGCAAAUCGAUCAAGGCCAGCCAGCUUGGCGAGGGGAUCGCGAAAUUCUUCCCUGUAGGCCUACCGGAGGCGGAGCCGUCCGCAGAGCCAACACCUUCAAGCGGGCUGCCACGAGAAACCCUGGUCCCUGUUCUCCGUGCUAUUCGAGAAGAGAUCGAGGUGAUCAGGGAGGCAUUCGCCUCACUCGAGCUGCGCAUGGUCGGCGGCAGCCUGCUGAUCAUCUACGAGGCCGAUUGGACACGUGCCGACGAGGCCAUCAAGCAGUACCUCGAGGGUGAGGAAGAAGAGGACGAAGACGAGGAAGGAGAUGAGGAAGAGGAGGAGAGCUCCAAACCGAAGUCUGGGCCACCAUUCACGGUCAAGCUGAUCGACUUCGCCCACACGUCCGUGGUGCCGGGUAAAGGCCCAGACGAAGGAGUGCUGCUCGGUAUGGACACGGUGCUGAACUUGCUGGACGCGAGGUUGGCAGCAAUAACACCCUAG